Messenger RNA from Aspergillus candidus, 2570 nucleotides. It is a transcript of the gene triA, whose product is annotated as putative mRNA capping nucleoside-triphosphatase. Gene Ontology annotation, cellular component: mRNA capping enzyme complex. The record is from RefSeq and is a predicted model, not a curated record. The transcript has 4 exons. NCBI's taxonomy places the organism in Eukaryota, Fungi, Ascomycota, Eurotiomycetes, Eurotiales, Aspergillaceae. The coding region runs from base 106 to 2274 and encodes 722 amino acids. Gene Ontology annotation, biological process: polynucleotide 5' dephosphorylation; 7-methylguanosine mRNA capping. Gene Ontology annotation, molecular function: polynucleotide 5'-phosphatase activity.
GCAACACCGACAAACCUCAUCCCGAUCCACUCCUGCCGUCACUACCACCUCCACCUCCUCCCCCAGUCUACUUCCUCUCCCUAAUAGCCUGGCGCCUUGGUCAUCAUGGAUUUGCGCACCAUCAUGAAUAGCGAUGCCGCCGGCACCGCCAAUUCGCAACCCCAGAAAUCCCCCUCGUCGCAACCACCGCCCGAUCCGAACAGCUAUCCUCCCCGCGAACACCAUCCGGCGGCGCCCUCGCCUACCUAUCCAUCGGCCUAUCCCACGCAACCACCACCGCUGCAACGGACACAGACGGCUCCCGAACGCUCCUCCUCCUACGGUUCCCUCCAAUCGCCCUACCAAUAUCAAUCCCCCACCGCCGUCGCCCCCGGCGCGCAAUCCCAGCGCGGUCCCAGUCCGCCGCCGCCCCCUUUUGCCUCCUCGGGGCGUGACGUAGACAGCCCGUCCGCAACCACCGCCUAUCCGUCGCAACCCUUCUCCUCCUCCCAGAGAUCUUUGCCAGGAACCCCGCGAGGGUCGGCGGCGCCUCUCUAUUCCCGUCAGACCCCGCCCUCCGCGCGACCGCAGUCCUCCGGGUAUGAUUCGCGCUCAAACCCAUCGUCAAGCCCGUGGGUAGGCUCCGAGGCGCAGCCCAACCACUCCCCAGUCGCCAUGUCGCGCGCGUCGCGAGCCGAUUCCGGGCCCAUGGACUAUACCACACGACCGUAUUCGGCCAGCAGUGAGCGACGGGGGUCGGACGAGAGCGUGAGUCCCAAGACCGCCUAUCCGCCUGGCUCCGGCUCCGGCUCCCGGCAAGGAAGCGCGGCCGCCCCCCAGCGCAGUCCCGUCGAAAAUGGCGCCCCGAGGCAUGAGAACGGACCAUAUGGGCCCCCGUCGUCGCGCGGGUCCCUCGUCCCGGAAGGCCCCCCAGUCGUCGAACCUCCCCCCGCGAUGCCGCCGAAGCAGGGCCCCGAGUCCACCGUCCAGACCACCGCCCCCCGGCCGCCCAAGCGCAAGCGGAGACGAUUCGACGAUCCCCCCAUCUUCGCGCGACGUGCCGUCCGCACCAAAGGUCGGUGCCCGAUCAUCCCCAACCCGCUCCCCCCCGUCCCCAAACAUGCGCGCGACUCCCCCCAAAACCCCUGGCUCGUGCGCGAGCGGGCUCUGUCCGUCCCGGAUCCGAUGGCGACGGCGACCCCGUCCCCGGCGAGGACCAAAGCCACCCCCACUGCUCCCACCGCCCCCGCCGUUCCUGCUGUCCCCGCUGUCCCCGCCGUCCCCUCCCCGGUUGACGGGCCACCCGCGGCGUCGCGACCCCCCGACCCAACUCCGGCUCCGACUGCGGCUCCGACUGCGGCUUCGGCUCCGGCUCCGCCUGGCAGUCUGGGCCCGUGGGAGCCCUCCAUCACGGGCUACAUCCCGUACGAAGAGGUCACCAAGACCGUCUGUGACUUCCUCUUCCGUCAUGUGGUGUUACGGAACGAUGCCGUGGCGGCCCCCGCCGGCAGCGCCGCCGUGGGUCAAGGCGCCAUAAUCGAAGUGGAAGCCAAGCUGGGACAGUUGAUCGACAUGGACCGCCGGGACCGUCUGCAACUGCCGCUUCUGAGCGAGAGCGUUCUCCACAAGGAGGGUUCUCGGUUCCGGACCUCAUUCGAGAGUACCAUGACAGUGGCCCAACACCGCGCGAUGAACAACUUCCUCAACGAAGCAGUCAAGGCAUCUAUGCCACACGUGAACCCCGGCCGAAUCCCGCUCUCCUACGCACACAAGAAAGAGCGCGACAUCUUCUACGAGGUCUCCCCCAGCGAGCUCCCGCCCGUCAUCCGCCAGAAUCUCAAUCCGCGACACAAACCCAAGGUGCGCGUGACGGUCGACCAACGCACCGGCGAGAUCCUCGCCAAGAUCGUCAAGUGCCGCGUCGCCGACUUGGACGUCUACAGUCCCUCGACCUGCGUCGACUGGCGCCUCAGCGUCAACCUGGAGAUCAACUACGAGGGAGACGUCAGCCAUCUACCCGUGGUGGAAACGACGCACGGCCGGGGCGGCGAGCGCAACAAGGACCGGAUGAGUUACCGGCACUUGGCGUACCAGGUCGAUCUGACCCAGGUUGCCAAAUCAGAGCCGUCAGCCAAGGGCGAGUUUGAGCACGAGCUAGAAGUCGAAAUCUCCGCCGCGGAAAUCCGUCGACAGGGACAACUCGCUAUGGCGGGCGAUCCAAAGAACCAAUACGAAGAUUUGGUUAAAGGGUUUGUGGAUAACAUAAGGGUAUUGGCGCGUGCGGUUCCUCCAUGAGGAUUAUCCAUCUUUUUGAUCUCUUUCUUAUAUUUCUAUCUUUUUUAUUAUCAAAGUUAUGCAUUCACGGGAUUCUUGAUCAUUGACGUUUGAAUAAUACCGGUCUUUCCUUUUGUCUUUUCUUCUUAUCUUUCUGACUUCUUUUCUUUCUGUUUCUUCAACUUCUUUCAACACCUCGUGCGAUCUCCUCUAUCUAUCUAUCUCACCUCAUUUCUCUUGAUCUACAUAUUUCCAUCUCUAUCUCCGAUUUCUCUGGUUCAGCCUUGUUUUUCUUCUCUUCUCUUUGACUAUUAAUU